AUGCUCGGUAUUCGUCCUACUCUUAGAGCGAGGCGUUCCCUGUUGGAUCUUAUCCGCACCAGAGGCGAAGACGACGAAGACGACAACAGUAGCCAUCGAGAGCAAGGGAGCGACGACCAAAGCCCCGUAAGCAGGUCCCGGUCCCCGACCAGCUCCAGGGGCUCCAGUGGUGGCCGUUUCAGCGAAAGCUUCAGUGAUCCAGCCCCCGCGCCGCCCGCUAAUGUUGCUGCUGCUGCUGAUGAUGACCCCACUCCCGAAGCUGCUGCAUCGUCAUCAUAUCGACUCCACCCUGGAGCUGCUGGUUCUGCUGCUCCUUUAGCGUUGGUGCAUGUGGAUGUAGCUCGUCAAGUGCCUCUGCCAAACUCUCCACCACCACCUCUGUCUACGUCUGCGUCUCCGUCUCUGUCUCCAUCAUCAACACCUCAACCUCCAUCUCGACCGCCACCUUCGUCGACCUUCUCCCCCGGUUCGACAUCGCAUUCUAUACGGCCACAGUCGCCGAAUUUAUCUAUCUCACCUAAUAAUCAAUCCGAUAACGCGCCAGUUUCGCCGCCCAACAUGGCUCCUAAGAAGGCUGCCAACAACAGCAGCAAGUCCAACGAGGACGAUGGAUACACAGCUGGUAAAAUCUACUCCAUCUCCGGUCCUGUCGUCAUUGCUGAGGACAUGAUUGGUGUUGCCAUGUACGAGUUGGUCAGAGUAGGACACGACAACCUCGUUGGUGAGGUUAUCCGAAUCAAUGGCGACCAGGCCUCUAUUCAGGUUUACGAGGAGACAUCCGGCGUCAUGGUCGGUGACCCCGUCUACCGAACCGGAAAGCCCUUGUCCGUCGAGCUCGGUCCCGGUCUGCUCAACGGUAUCUACGAUGGUAUUCAGCGUCCCCUCGAGGCCAUUUCCAAGAUGGCCAAAUCCAUUUACAUUCCCCGCGGUAUCGCCGUUCCUGCCCUCGACCGUGAAAAGAAGUGGGAGUUCACACCUUCCGUCAAGGUCGGCGACCACCUCUCUGGUGGUGAUGUUUGGGGUUCCGUCUUUGAGAACUCUUUCCUUGCCAACCACAAGAUUCUGUUCCCUCCUCGCGCCCGAGGAACCGUUACCAAGAUCGCCUCAAAGGGCGAGUACACCGUUGUCGAUAACAUCCUCGAGGUCGAGUUCGAUGGCAAGAAGACCGAGUACCCCAUGAUGCAGUCCUGGCCUGUUCGAGUGCCCCGUCCUUCCAACGACAAGAAGUCUGCCGAUCAGCCCUUCAUUGUCGGCCAGCGAGUCCUCGACGCCCUUUUUCCCAGUGUUCAGGGUGGUACCGUCGCCAUCCCCGGUGCUUUCGGUUGUGGAAAGACUGUCAUUAGUCAGUCUGUGUCCAAGUUCUCCAACAGUGACGUUAUUGUCUACGUUGGCUGUGGUGAGCGAGGUAACGAGAUGGCUGAAGUAUUGAAGGAUUUCCCCGAGCUCACCAUCGAGGUCGAUGGCCGCAAGGAGCCCAUCAUGAAGCGAACCACGCUUAUUGCCAACACUUCCAACAUGCCCGUCGCAGCCCGAGAAGCUUCCAUUUACACGGGAAUUACGGUGGCUGAGUAUUUCCGCGACCAGGGUCUCAACGUCGCCAUGAUGGCUGAUUCUUCUUCCCGAUGGGCUGAGGCUCUUCGAGAACUCUCAGGUCGUCUGGGAGAAAUGCCUGCUGAUCAGGGUUUCCCCGCUUACCUGGGUGCCAAGCUUGCCUCGUUCUACGAGCGAGCCGGUCGUGUCCAGACCCUUGGUUCUCCUGAGCGCGAGGGUAGUGUCAGUAUCGUCGGUGCCGUCAGUCCCCCUGGUGGUGAUUUCUCCGAUCCUGUCACGACAGCUACUUUGGGUAUUGUGCAGGUCUUCUGGGGUCUCGACAAGAAGCUUGCUCAGCGAAAGCAUUUCCCUUCCAUCAACACCUCUGCCUCUUACAGCAAGUACAACAACAUUUUGGACAAGUACUAUGAGAAGAACUACCCUGAUUUCCCCCGACUCCGCGACCGUAUCAAGCAACUCCUUUCCGACUCUGAGGAGCUCGACCAGGUCGUGCAGCUUGUCGGAAAGAGUGCUUUGUCUGAUCCCGACAAAAUUACUCUCGACAUUGCUGGCCUGAUCAAGGAGGAUUUCCUCCAGCAGAACGGUUACUCAGACUAUGACCAGUUCUGUCCCAUCUGGAAGACCGAGUGGAUGAUGAAGCUUAUGGUCGGCUUCCACGAUGAGGCUCAGAAGGUUAUUGCGCAGGGCCAGAGCUGGGCCAAGGUGCGAGAGGCUACAUCUGAGCUACAGGCCAACCUACGACAGCUUAAGUUCGAGGUGCCUACCGACGGCCAGGAAGCUAUCACCAAGAGAUACGAGGAGAUCCAACAGAAGAUGACAGACAAGUUCGCUGCUGUCAUGGACGAGUAA
Molecule: messenger RNA, 2400 nt
Organism: Fusarium poae
Lineage: Eukaryota; Fungi; Ascomycota; Sordariomycetes; Hypocreales; Nectriaceae
Gene: VMA1
Product: H(+)-transporting V1 sector ATPase subunit A
Exons: 7
Coding region: 1-2400 (799 amino acids)
Biological process (GO): proton transmembrane transport; ATP metabolic process
Cellular component (GO): fungal-type vacuole membrane; proton-transporting V-type ATPase, V1 domain
Molecular function (GO): proton-transporting ATPase activity, rotational mechanism; ATP hydrolysis activity; ATP binding
Source: RefSeq, a predicted model, not a curated record